Messenger RNA from Caenorhabditis angaria, 2267 nucleotides. The record is from the annotation of a GenBank genome assembly. NCBI's taxonomy places the organism in Eukaryota, Metazoa, Nematoda, Chromadorea, Rhabditida, Rhabditidae.
AUGUCAGCUUUUCACCCCUACAUCCGCCAAACGCGACGUGUUUUUGUGGACGACGAAAAUUUGAGGUGAUUUUUGAAUUUUCGAAAUUUUUUUCUCCUUUUUCUCAAAAAAAAAAAAUUCCAGGCGUAAAUAAUAAUAAGCAGGUGAUUUUUUCAUGACAAAAAAAACUAUUUUUUUUCACAGCGUGUGAAAUUUUUCAUAAUUACAAUUGUAUAGUUUUUGAGCCGUGACGUCACCGCGGAAAUCUGAAAUUUCCAGAUCAAUUUUGAUGGCUGGAAAUUGUGUAGUGGUGCAAGAUGAUCCAAGUCCGGGCCUAGGCCUGGGCCUGGGCCUGGGCUUAGAAUCGUCGACACCCGAUGUUCAACCGGAAAGAUCGAGAAGAAAACGAACGACUUUUUCACCGGAUCAGGCGGCGAGAUUAGAACAGGUUUGUAGAUGUUUUGAGCUGAAAUUUUGCGCUGAAUUCGAAUUUUUGGGUUCUGAAACGUGGAAAUUUGAAAUCAGCUUGAAAUUUGGGUUCGGAUGAGUAUAAACAUCAGUGGAUUUAUGGAUAUUAGAAGUUCUAGGAUAAGCCGGGUUUUUAGAACCCCUAAAAACGUUUCUGGGCUGAAAUUUUGCGCUGAAUUUGAAUUUCUAACUGGUGAAAUUUGAAACUUUGAAAUCAGCUUGAAAUUUGGGUUCGGAUGAGUAUAAACAUCAGUGGAUUUAUGGAUAUUAGAAGUUCUAGGAUCAGCCGGGUUUUCAGAUUCUUCAAAAAUGUUUCUAAGCUGAAAUUUUGCGCUGAGCUCAAUUUGUUGGCUUUUGGAACUUGAAAAUUUGAACUCACAAUUUUGCUUCAGACAAGUCCUAACUCGAAUCUUGUUUUCGCAAAAAAGUUCCAGAUCUUUGUAGAGAUUUUUGAUCCACUCAUUCUCGUUCUAAUUUUAUUUUUUCCUCAUUUUUUUGCGUGCGCAAAAAGAAAAAAAUUUAUAAAAAUAUACUCCGACAACUAUACUAUAACUAAUAAGAAAUUUAAUUACAUAGGCGAGUUGCGAGAAAAAAAAUAUUGUGUAUUUUUUUGCAGAGCGAAAUAUAUAUGAGGGUAUUAUUAGUUGGAAUGUAUAUAGUUUGAUAGAAAUUUUAGAGGUUAGAUUUUGCGCUGAAUUCAAAUUUUCAGGUUCUGAGAGUUGAAAAUUUGAGCUCAGCGGAAAAUUUUAGCCCAGAAACUUUCUGGAAAAAAUUUAAAAACUUUAAAAUGUGUUCCGAAGACAUCUAGAAAUCCCCAGAGCAAAUUCCAACCUAAAAUUAAAUCCAGUAUUCUCCAAAUGUUUAGACUCACCCGAACCCAAUUUUUGCGCUGAAUUCAAAUUUUCACGUUUCAGGAGCCUAAAAGUCAAAAUACAAAAUUUCAGCCUAGAAACUUUUCGGAAAUUCUGAAGAUCUCGACUAAAUCUAGAACUUUUUGAAUUCAAAGAUCCACCGAUGUUUAGAAUCAUCAGAAUCCAAAUUUCACACUGAAUUUAGAUUUUUAGGUUUUGAGAGUGGAAAAUUCGAGCUCAGCAUGAAAUUUCAGUCUAGAAACUUUUUGGAAAAUUCUGCAAAAUCCAGAUUCUUGAAUUCAAAGAUCUACUGAUGUUCAGACUUCUAAUACUAUCUAGAUUCAUUAAAUCCCAAAUUUCACGCUGAAAUUAAAUUCAGCACUCCGAAUUUUCUAGGAAUACCUCAGCGACUGCUACAUGGCUCGAGACAAACGUCAACUUCUCGCGCAAACUCUGAGCCUCUCUGAAAACCAGGUCAAAACCUGGUUUCAAAAUCGUCGCGCUAAAGACAAACGCGAUCGAAAAUCGUCGCAUUCCUCUUCGCAUCCACAAACUCCUUCGCCAACACCAUCAUCCACUAAUUCUUCAACAACUCAACAAGUUGCACCAACUCCUUUGGUGGCUGAGCAAAAUCAGAGCAUUGCUCAGAAUAAUACACCAGUUAUAACUAUGUCACUCUUGGCCGAUUAUGCUGCUUAUUUACAAAAUUUGGGUGAGCUAGUUACCUUAAGGUCACUAAGGUUUUACCCUAGAUAUCCUAAUUUCUCUAAGGUCAUAUUUAGUGUCAUAGGAUGCGCCUUGAGAUUUCCUAGCUUUUGGUGAAAAAAUCACCCAGAAAUCUUCCCUAGGAGCAAAGUUAAGCUAAAUCAAAAUUUUGCAGGUGUCCUCCAACCUCCAAUGCUUUCCCCACCAACUUCUCAAACUACAGUACCUCUUCAAGAGUACUGUAGCUACGGCGAGCUACAGUAA